Messenger RNA from Closterium sp. Naga37s-1, 7128 nucleotides. NCBI's taxonomy places the organism in Eukaryota, Viridiplantae, Streptophyta, Zygnematophyceae, Desmidiales, Closteriaceae. The record is from the annotation of a GenBank genome assembly.
AUGUGGACCGGUUGGACCAACCGGCCAGUUGGUCCUGUGGACUGGUUGGACCAACCGGCCAGUUGGUCAUGUGGACCGGUUGGACCAACCGGCCAGUUGGUCCUGUGGACCGGUUGGACCAACCGGCCUGUUGGUCAUGUGGACCGGUUGGUCCAACCGGCCAGUUGGUCCUGUGGACCGGUUGGUCCAACCGGCCAGUUGGUCCUGUGGACCGGUUGGUCCAACCGGCCAGUUGGUCCUGUGGACCGGUUGGACCAACCGGCCAGUUGGUCCUGUGGACCGGUUGGACCAACCGGCCUGUUGGUCCUGUGGACCGGUUGGACCAACCGGCCUGUUGGUCCUGUGGACCGGUUUGACCAACCGGCCUGUUGGUCAUGUGGACCGGUUGGUCCAACCGGCCAGUUGGUCCUGUGGACUGGUUGGUCCAACCGGCCAGUUGGUCCUGUGGACCGGUUGGACCAACCGGCCAGUUGGUCCUGUGGACCGGUUGGUCCAACCGGCCUGUUGGUCCUGUGGACCGGUUGGACCAACCGGCCUGUUGGUCCUGUGGACCGGUUUGACCAACCGGCCAGUUGGUCCUGUGGACCGGUUGGACCAACCGGCCAGUUGGUCCUGUGGAGCGGUUGGUCCAACCGGCCUGUUGGUCCUGUGGACCGGUUGGACCAACCGGCCAGUUGGUCCUGUGGACCGGUUGGACCAACCGGCCUGUUGGUCAUGUGGACCGGUUGGACCAACCGGCCAGUUGGUCCUGUGGACCGGUUGGACCAACCGGCCAGUUGGUCCUGUGGACCGGUUGGACCAACCGGCCUGUUGGUCCUGUGGACCGGUUGGACCAACCGGCCUGUUGGUCCUGUGGACCGGUUUGACCAACCGGCCUGUUGGUCCUGUGGACCGGUUGGACCAACCGGCCAGUUGGUCCUGUGGACCGGUUGGACCAACCGGCCUGUUGGUCAUGUGGACCGGUUUGACCAACCGGCCAGUUGGUCAUGUGGACCGGUUGGACCAACCGGCCUGUUGGUCCUGUGGACCGGUUGGACCAACCGGCCUGUUGGUCCUGUGGACCGGUUGGACCAACCGGCCUGUUGGUCCUGUGGACCGGUUGGACCAACCGGCCAGUUGGUCCUGUGGACCGUUGGUCCUGUGGACCGGUUGGACCAACCGGCCAGUUGGUCAUGUGGACCGGUUGGACCAACCGGCCAGUUGGUCCUGUGGACCGGUUGGACCAACCGGCCUGUUGGUCAUGUGGACCGGUUGGUCCAACCGGUCAGUUGGUCCUGUGGACCGGUUGGUCCAACCGGCCAGUUGGUCCUGUGGACCGGUUGGUCCAACCGGCCAGUUGGUCCUGUGGACCGGUUGGACCAACCGGCCAGUUGGUCCUGUGGACCGGUUGGACCAACCGGCCUGUUGGUCCUGUGGACCGGUUGGUCCAACCGGCCUGUUGGUCCUGUGGACCGGUUUGACCAACCGGCCUGUUGGUCAUGUGGACCGGUUGGUCCAACCGGCCAGUUGGUCCUGUGGACCGGUUGGUCCAACCGGCCAGUUGGUCCUGUGGACCGGUUGGACCAACCGGCCAGUUGGUCCUGUGGACCGGUUGGUCCAACCGGCCUGUUGGUCCUGUGGACCGGUUGGACCAACCGGCCUGUUGGUCCUGUGGACCGGUUUGACCAACCGGCCAGUUGGUCCUGUGGACCGGUUGGACCAACCGGCCAGUUGGUCCUGUGGACCGGUUGGUCCAACCGGCCUGUUGGUCCUGUGGACCGGUUGGACCAACCGGCCAGUUGGUCCUGUGGACCGGUUGGACCAACCGGCCAGUUGGUCAUGUGGACCGGUUGGACCAACCGGCCAGUUGGUCCUGUGGACCGGUUGGACCAACCGGCCAGUUGGUCCUGUGGACCGGUUGGACCAACCGGCCUGUUGGUCCUGUGGACCGGUUGGACCAACCGGCCUGUUGGUCCUGUGGACCGGUUUGACCAACCGGCCUGUUGGUCCUGUGGACCGGUUGGACCAACCGGCCAGUUGGUCCUGUGGACCGGUUGGACCAACCGGCCUGUUGGUCCUGUGGACCGGUUUGACCAACCGGCCAGUUGGUCAUGUGGACCGGUUGGACCAACCGGCCUGUUGGUCCUGUGGACCGGUUGGACCAACCGGUCUGUUGGUCCUGUGGACCGGUUGGACCAACCGGCCUGUUGGUCCUGUGGACCGGUUGGACCAACCGGCCAGUUGGUCCUGUGGACCGGUUGGACCAACCGGCCUGUUGGUCCUGUGGACCGGUUUGACCAACCGGCCAGUUGGUCCUGUGGACCGGUUGGACCAACCGGCCAGUUGGUCCUGUGGACCGGUUGGUCCAACUGGCCUGUUGGUCCUGUGGACCGGUUGGACCAACCGGCCAGUUGGUCCUGUGGACCGGUUGGUCCAACCGGCCUGUUGGUCCUGUGGACCGGUUUGACCAACCGGCCAGUUGGUCCUGUGGACCGGUUGGACCAACCGGCCAGUUGGUCCUGUGGACCGGUUGGUCCAACCGGCCAGUUGGUCCUGUGGACCGGUUGGACCAACCGGCCAGUUGGUCAUGUGGACCGGUUGGACCAACCGGCCAGUUGGUCCUGUGGACCGGUUGGACCAACCGGCCUGUUGGUCAUGUGGACCGGUUGGUCCAACCGGCCAGUUGGUCAUGUGGACCGGUUGGACCAACCGGCCAGUUGGUCCUGUGGACCGGUUGGUCCAACCGGCCAGUUGGUCCUGUGGACCGGUUGGACCAACCGGCCAGUUGGUCCUGUGGACCGGUUGGUCCAACCGGCCUGUUGGUCCUGUGGACCGGUUGGACCAACCGGCCUGUUGGUCCUGUGGACCGGUUGGACCAACCGGCUAGUUGGUCCUGUGGACCGGUUGGUCCAACCGGCCAGUUGGUCCUGUGGACCGGUUGGACCAACCGGCCAGUUGGUCAUGUGGACCGGUUGGACCAACCGGCCAGUUGGUCCUGUGGACCGGUUGGACCAACCGGCCAGUUGGUCCUGUGGACCGGUUGGUCCAACCGGCCAGUUGGUCCUGUGGACCGGUUGGACCAACCGACCUGUUGGUCAUGUGGACCGGUUGGUCCAACCGGCCAGUUGGUCCUGUGGACCGGUUGGUCCAACCGGCCAGUUGGUCCUGUGGACCGGUUGGUCCAACCGGCCAGUUGGUCCUGUGGACCGGUUGGACCAACCGGCCAGUUGGUCAUGUGGACCGGUUGGACCAACCGGCCAGUUGGUCCUGUGGACCGGUUGGACCAACCGGCCAGUUGGUCAUGUGGACCGGUUGGACCAACCGGCCAGUUGGUCCUGUGGACCGGUUGGACCAACCGGCCUGUUGGUCAUGUGGACCGGUUGGUCCAACCGGCCAGUUGGUCCUGUGGACCGGUUGGUCCAACCGGCCAGUUGGUCCUGUGGACCGGUUGGACCAACCGGCCAGUUGGACCUGUGGACCGGUUGGUCCAACCGGCCUGUUGGUCCUGUGGACCGGUUGGACCAACCGGCCUGUUGGUCCUGUGGACCGUUGGUCCUGUGGACCGGUUGGACCAACCGGCCUGUUGGUCCUGUGGACCGGUUGGACCAACCGGCCUGUUGGUCCUGUGGACCGGUUGGACCAACCGGCCAGUUGGUCCUGUGGACCGGUUUGACCAACCGGCCAGUUGGUCAUGUGGACCGGUUGGACCAACCGGCCAGUUGGUCCUGUGGACCGGUUGGACCAACCGGCCAGUUGGUCAUGUGGACCGGUUGGACCAACCGGCUAGUUGGUCCUGUGGACCGGUUGGACCAACCGGCCUGUUGGUCAUGUGGACCGGUUGGUCCAACCGGCCAGUUGGUCCUGUGGACCGGUUGGUCCAACCGGCCAGUUGGUCCUGUGGACCGGUUGGACCAACCGGCCAGUUGGUCCUGUGGACCGGUUGGUCCAACCGGCCAGUUGGUCCUGUGGACCGGUUGGACCAACCGGCCUGUUGGUCCUGUGGACCGGUUUGACCAACCGGCCAGUUGGUCCUGUGGACCGGUUGGACCAACCGGCCAGUUGGUCCUGUGGACCGGUUGGUCCAACCGGCCUGUUGGUCCUGUGGACCGGUUGGACCAACCGGCCAGUUGGUCCUGUGGACCGGUUGGACCAACCGGCCAGUUGGUCAUGCGGACCGGUUGGACCAACCGGCCAAUUGGUCAUGUGGACCGGUUGGACCAACCGGCCUGUUGGUCCUGUGGACCGGUUGGUCCAACCGGCCAGUUGGUCCUGUGGACCGGUUGGACCAACCGGCCAGUUGGUCAUGUGGACCGGUUGGACCAACCGGCCUGUUGGUCCUGUGGACCGGUUGGACCAACCGGCCAGUUGGUCCUGUGGACUGGUUGGUCCAACCGGCCUGUUGGUCCUGUGGACCGGUUUGACCAACCGGCCAGUUGGUCCUGUGGACCGGUUGGACCAACCGGCCAGUUGGUGCUGUGGACCGGUUGGUCCAACCGGCCUGUUGGUCCUGUGGACCGGUUGGACCAACCGGCCAGUUGGUCCUGUGGACCGGUUCGACCAACCGGCCAGUUGGUCAUGUGGACCGGUUGGACCAACCGGCCAGUUGGUCAUGUGGACCGGUUGGACCAACCGGCCUGUUGGUCCUGUGGACCGGUUGGUCCAACCGGCCAGUUGGUCCUGUGGACCGGUUUGACCAACCGGCCAGUUGGUCAUGUGGACCGGUUGGACCAACCGGCCAGUUGGUCCUGUGGACCGGUUGGACCAACCGGCCAGUUGGUCCUGUGGACCGGUUGGACCAACCGGCCAGUUGGUCCUGUGGACCGGUUGGUCCAACCGGCCAGUUGGUCCUGUGGACCGGUUGGACCAACCGGCCAGUUGGUCCUGUGGACCGGUUUGACCAACCGGCCAGUUGGUCAUGUGGACCGGUUGGACCAACCGGCCUGUUGGUCCUGUGGACCGGUUGGACCAACCGGCCUGUUGGUCCUGUGGACCGGUUGGACCAACCGGCCUGUUGGUCCUGUGGACCGGUUGGACCAACCGGCCAGUUGGUCAUGUGGACCGGUUGGACCAACCGGCCAGUUGGUCAUGUGGACCGGUUGGACCAACCGGCCUGUUGGUCCUGUGGACCGGUUGGUCCAACCGGCCAGUUGGUCCUGUGGACCGGUUGGACCAACCGGCCAGUUGGUCAUGUGGACCGGUUGGACCAACCGGCCUGUUGGUCCUGUGGACCGGUUGGACCAACCGGCCAGUUGGUCCUGUGGACCGGUUGGUCCAACCGGCCUGUUGGUCCUGUGGACCGGUUUGACCAACCGGCCAGUUGGUCCUGUGGACCGGUUGGACCAACCGGCCAGUUGGUCCUGUGGACCGGUUGGUCCAACCGGCCUGUUGGUCCUGUGGACCGGUUGGACCAACCGGCCAGUUGGUCCUGUGGACCGGUUGGACCAACCGGCCUGUUGGUCCUGUGGACCGGUUGGACCAACCGGCCUGUUGGUCCUGUGGACCGGUUGGACCAACCGGCCAGUUGGUCCUGUGGACCGGUUUGACCAACCGGCCAGUUGGUCAUGUGGACCGGUUGGACCAACCGGCCAGUUGGUCCUGUGGACCGGUUGGACCAACCGGCCAGUUGGUCAUGUGGACCGGUUGGACCAACCGGCCAGUUGGUCCUGUGGACCGGUUGGACCAACCGGCCUGUUGGUCAUGUGGACCGGUUGGUCCAACCGGCCAGUUGGUCCUGUGGACCGGUUGGUCCAACCGGCCAGUUGGUCCUGUGGACCGGUUGGACCAACCGGCCAGUUGGUCCUGUGGACCAGUUGGUCCUGUGGACCGGUUGGUCCAACCGGCCUGUUGGUCCUGUGGACCGGUUGGACCAACCGGCCUGUUGGUCCUGUGGACCGGUUUGACCAACCGGCCAGUUGGUCCUGUGGACCGGUUGGACCAACCGGCGAGUUGGUCCUGUGGACCGGUUGGUCCAACCGGCCUGUUGGUCCUGUGGACCGGUUGGACCAACCAGCCAGUUGGUCCUGUGGACCGGUUGGACCAACCGGCCAGUUGGUCAUGCGGACCGGUUGGACCAACCGGCCAAUUGGUCAUGUGGACCGGUUGGACCAACCGGCCUGUUGGUCCUGUGGACCGGUUGGUCCAACCGGCCAGUUGGUCCUGUGGACCGGUUGGACCAACCGGCCAGUUGGUCAUGUGGACCGGUUGGACCAACCGGCCUGUUGGUCCUGUGGACCGGUUGGACCAACCGGCCAGUUGGUCCUGUGGACCGGUUGGUCCAACCGGCCUGUUGGUCCUGUGGACCGGUUUGACCAACCGGCCAGUUGGUCCUGUGGACCGGUUGGACCAACCGGCCAGUUGGUCCUGUGGACCGGUUGGUCCAACCGGCCUGUUGGUCCUGUGGACCGGUUGGACCAACCGGCCAGUUGGUCCUGUGGACCGGUUGGACCAACCGGCCAGUUGGUCAUGUGGACCGGUUGGACCAACCGGCCAGUUGGUCAUGUGGACCGGUUGGACCAACCGGCCUGUUGGUCCUGUGGACCGGUUGGUCCAACCGGCCAGUUGGUCCUGUGGACCGGUUUGACCAACCGGCCAGUUGGUCAUGUGGACCGGUUGGACCAACCGGCCAGUUGGUCCUGUGGACCGGUUGGACCAACCGGCCAGUUGGUCCUGUGGACCGGUUGGACCAACCGGCCAGUUGGUCCUGUGGACCGGUUGGUCCAACCGGCCAGUUGGUCCUGUGGACCGGUUGGACCAACCGGCCAGUUGGUCCUGUGGACCGGUUUGACCAACCGGCCAGUUGGUCAUGUGGACCGGUUGGACCAACCGGCCUGUUGGUCCUGUGGACCGGUUGGACCAACCGGCCUGUUGGUCCUGUGGACCGGUUGGACCAACCGGCCUGUUGGUCCUGUGGACCGGUUGGACCAACCGGCCAGUUGGUCCUGUGGACCGGUUGGACCAACCGGCCUGUUGGUCCUGUGGACCGGUUGGACCAACCGGCCAGUUGGUCCUGUGGACCGGUUGGACCAACCGGCCUGUUGGUCCUGUGGACCGGUUGGUCCAACCGGCCAGUUGGUCCUGUGGACCGGUUGGACCAACCGGCCAGUUGGUCUUGUGGACCGGUUUGACCAACCGGCCAGUUGGUCAUGUUGA